GUUAGGGAGCAAGUCAGAAAAACUAGUAAGGCACUGCUGACUCAUUGACAGAAAGACUUCGCAGGUUUCUCGUGAGCCUCACAUUGGAAUCUGCCCCUUACUUGCCGAUUAAAGUCACUGUGUUCAACUUCAUCGCUUUCUUCUCCCUCUGUCAACCCUCUCCAUUGCCACAUUUCUCUCUAAGUUCUAUUUUCUGCUCUCCCAGGCCCCACCUUCGUUUUCCUUCAACCAACUCUCAAUUAGAAAAGUGGGUUCUCUAAAAAAUCUGAUUUUUUUGGGGCCCUUUUUCACUUGAAUCUCCCCAGUUUUGAUUCUUCAACUUAUGGUGCAAAUUGUCUGAAAAGUUAGGCGCUUUAUGAAAGUGAUUUAGCUCCUCUCUUCCUUCCCUCUUACAAACUCUGUACUCCAAUUUUCAUUGAGCAGAAAAGUACUACCAAUCACUAAAUCCCGAAAGGUUCCUUUUUCCGUCGUUCAAUGGAGUCAACUCGUGCAACCUUUGGUGGCAUUCUAGCUAAAGUCAGUGAGGGAACUGGAAGAAGCAGGAGAAGUGGGUUCUGGGGUGAGAGUACAAGGGGAAGUGGGAACACAAGGUUUUUAAGUGUUCAAUCAUGCAAAACUUCACAAACCAGUAAGAAUCUUAGAAGCUCCAAGCCUCCUGGAGUUGCACGUGCUGUUCUCACAUCAGACAUCAACGAAGAUUCGGUGGCAUAUCAGAGGGUGCCCACUUUUGAGACCCCCGAAGUGAACCCAAAAAGUGUGGCUUCUAUAAUUUUGGGUGGAGGUGCAGGAACUCGUCUCUUUCCUCUUACUGGCAGAAGAGCCAAGCCAGCGGUUCCAAUUGGUGGGUGUUAUAGACUCAUAGAUAUCCCCAUGAGCAAUUGCAUCAACAGUGGCAUCAGAAAAAUAUUCAUUUUGACGCAGUUUAACUCUUUUUCUCUCAACCGUCACCUGUCGCGGACAUACAGCUUUGGAAAUGGCAUGAAUUUUGGAGACGGUUUUGUGGAGGUCUUGGCCGCUACUCAGACGCCUGGAGAGGCAGGGAAGAAAUGGUUCCAGGGAACAGCCGAUGCUGUUAGGCAAUUUAUUUGGGUUUUUGAGGAUGCCAAGAACAAGAAUGUGGAGCAUAUAUUGAUACUUUCUGGGGAUCAUCUUUACCGGAUGGACUAUAUGGACUUUGUACAGAGACACGUUGACACGAAUGCUGAUAUCACAGUUUCAUGUGUUCCCAUGGAUGACAGCCGGGCAUCAGACUAUGGACUGAUGAAAAUUGAUAAAACCGGACGAAUUGUACAGUUUGCAGAAAAACCUAAGGGAUCGGAUCUAAAGGCAAUGCGUGUUGACACCACUCUUCUAGGGUUAUCGCCACAAGAAGCAGAAAAAUAUCCUUAUAUUGCAUCCAUGGGUGUCUACGUGUUUAGAACUGAAACUCUGCUGCAACUAUUAAGAUGGAAAUGUUCUUCAUUCAAUGACUUUGGAUCUGAAAUUAUCCCAUCUGCAGUGAGCGAGCACAAUGUCCAGGCAUAUUUGUUCAAUGACUACUGGGAAGAUAUUGGAACUAUAAAGUCCUUCUUUGAUGCAAACCUCGCCCUAACAGAACAGCCUCCUAAAUUUGAGUUUUAUGAUCCAAAGACACCUUUCUUCACUUCCCCAAGAUUCCUCCCACCCACUAAAGUAGAAAAAUGCAAGAUUGUGGAUGCAAUUGUUUCUCACGGUUGCUUCUUGAGGGACUGUAGCGUUCGGCACUCUAUUGUGGGAGUACGCUCACGUUUAGAAUCUGGUGUGGAGCUUCAGGAUACCAUGAUGAUGGGUGCUGAUUACUAUCAGACCGAGUCAGAAAUUGCAUCUUUGCUGGCAGAAGGAAAGGUUCCAAUUGGUGUUGGGGAAAAUACAAAAAUCAGGAAUUGCAUAAUCGACAAGAAUGCCAAGAUAGGAAAGAAUGUUAUCAUCGCAAAUGCAGAUGGUGUCCAAGAAGCUGAUAGGGCCAAGGAAGGAUUCUACAUCAGAUCUGGCAUCACGAUUACACUGAAAAAUGCAACCAUUAAAGAUGGAACAGUUAUAUGAAGCAUCCAACAGGCCUCUUUGUAAUCAUAGUAUAGAAAUAAAUACAUUCACUUGCGGACGUAGUCCUUGAUGAAACGCAUGCUUGUACAUUACUAAGUUUCUUUCCAUAUAUCUCAAUAAAUGAUAGUCAUGCCCA
Molecule: messenger RNA, 2197 nt
Organism: Vigna umbellata (rice bean)
Lineage: Eukaryota; Viridiplantae; Streptophyta; Magnoliopsida; Fabales; Fabaceae
Product: glucose-1-phosphate adenylyltransferase large subunit 1-like
Biological process (GO): glycogen biosynthetic process
Molecular function (GO): glucose-1-phosphate adenylyltransferase activity
Source: RefSeq, a predicted model, not a curated record